Molecule: messenger RNA, 2187 nt
Organism: Hydra vulgaris (swiftwater hydra)
Lineage: Eukaryota; Metazoa; Cnidaria; Hydrozoa; Anthoathecata; Hydridae
Product: cilia- and flagella-associated protein 337
Molecular function (GO): protein binding; calcium ion binding
Source: RefSeq, a predicted model, not a curated record
ACAGGUUAAAUAAGUUGAUUGCUGCAAUGAAUUAUCAAAAGAUAAAUGUAUCAAAUAGAGAGGUUGAUAUCUUGUAUAACAUACCACAUGAUACCUUUUCAAGAAGUGCACAACUAAGUCAUAAAGGUGCACUCAAUAGAGAUGUUCAUGUUUUAGAACAGAAAAAAUUAUUUAAAGAACCAAUAGACUUAUCUAAAACAAAGUUGGAAGAUUACAUGACGUUAGAUCAUAUGAAGAUUAUAAAACAAGCAUUUAAAAUUUCUGAUGAAGAUGAGAGAACGUUGUGCUUUGAAGAGUUUAAAAAUAUAUUUAUUCUAAAUCCUGAUAUAUAUCAAUCUAUUGAUGUGAAUGAUGUUGCAUGUUUGUUUGCAAAGAUUGAUUUUUCAUCAAGUGGAAGGAUCAGUUGGGAUAAUUUUUGCACAUAUAUGGAGUUAGAAUAUGCAAUUAAAGAUAAGUUUGGUUCCGUUUCUAAGGAAAUAUCAUUUAUACUACCUGCACUUAUAGAGAUUUCCCCACAUCGUCAUACAGUUCUCCGUAUUAUAAACACUUUGGAUAACACUAUAUUGAAUAUUGGACAAGAUGGACUUAUCUCAUUUUGGGAUUCAAGUCUUGUGUUUAAGAGAGCUAAGCAGAUAAAGCAACUUUCUGGAAAAAGGAAAUGGAUUACUGACUUUGUUCUUAUGCCACAAUACAACAAGUUUGUUCUAUCAACAGGCGAUAGAGAGAUUCAAUUCUAUGAGUUAUCAACAUUUGAAGAGUAUUCAAAAAUUAGGUCAUUAGAGUCUGUACCUCUGCAAUUAGAUUACUGUUUUUUAAAGAAUAAUGAAUGCAUAUUGACUUGUGGAGAUGAUGAGGGGUGUGUGAAUAUCUUCAUCAUAAGAAAUACAAGCGAGACACUAAGAUUGUGGAAAAAGAUGCCAAAAAUAGAUGGGUUUCCAAGCAUAAAUCUUUGUAGCUUGUCAGUUUCAAAGAAUGUGACAUUUAUAAGGUGGAAGGUUCAUAAUAAUUGGAUUCAAGAGGUAAAAUACUAUCCUUCAAUUCAAAGUAUUAUUUCAUGUUCCUCUGAUACUCAAUAUUCACUAGUUAUUGGGCAAGUUGUUGGUAGUACUAUUAAUUGUUCCAAAGGGUCAUCAGGCAUUUUACAAAAAGAUUCACUUAAAAAUCUCAGCUUAAAAAGGCGGUUUCCUUCUGAUGAGACAGUAUUCAAAGUACCAAAAGGUGUAAAGACAUUCUGCUUUUCCAAAGCAAACAAUAUUAUAGUAACAGGAGGUGUGGAUCGUUUAAUAAGAGUCUGGAAUCCUUAUGUACCAGCGAAACCAAUUGGUAUAUUGCGUGGUCAUGUGACUCCUAUAUAUUAUUUACACAUAUGUGAAAAUCUUAAUAAAAUGUUUAGUGUUUCAAAUGACAAAGUUGUUAAGGUAUGGGACAUAAUAGAUGAAGUUUGUCUUUUGACUGUUCAACAAAAAUCUCAUCUAAUUAAAGGUGAUUUGACAGGUACAUUUGGACAGUUAGAAGAUUGGAACAUAAACAGUUUAAAAAACUAUCCUCUUAUUGAAUUGCCGCUUACUGAUAGUGCUUCAACUAAGUCUGAAAAAGUUGUUUUAUCAAGUCAAAGUUUUCAAAUACUUAAUGACCAAAGCAAAGAAAUGAUUAAAGGUUGUCAAAAUCAUGUUGUAUCAACGAGUUUAGUUCCAGACCCCAAAGAAUAUUUAAAUUUUAGUUACAUUAAUCAAUUUGGGAAUAGGUUGCGUCGUCCAAAGGAUAAAGAUUUUGAAAAAAUUAAAACAACUCCAGCUGUUUACGUUGAAAGUGUAUCUGCGUAUAGUUCUUUAAAACUGCACGAGCUUGGUGAUAUUCAUUCAUUUUUGGUAUCCUAAAAUAAAUUUCAAUUGAGUAUUGGUAUAGUUCAUGUAUAUCUGGUUGUUCCGUAGAUGAGUAUGAUAAAUUCGACAGAUUGGAUAAAUCUCUAUAGAAAGGUGUUGACGUAUUUGUUUAGCUAUAAUGCGUGGUGUACCGUCUAUACUUGUUCUUAUCUUUGUAGCUAUAAUAAUAUAAAUUAAGCUAGAAAAUGGUAAUCUGACUCUGGUUUCUUAUUGAAUACAGUAUUUAGGUAUCACAGAUUCCAAAAUAUAUUUCUAUAAAGUUGAUGUAAAUUGUUAUAUGUAUUUUAUAAGUUUUAUUUUUUUA